Messenger RNA from Oncorhynchus tshawytscha (Chinook salmon), 4048 nucleotides. Its product is annotated as ras-related GTP-binding protein C. Bases 244 to 1389 code for a protein of 381 amino acids. Gene Ontology annotation, cellular component: lysosome; Gtr1-Gtr2 GTPase complex; nucleus. Gene Ontology annotation, molecular function: GTPase activity; GTP binding. NCBI's taxonomy places the organism in Eukaryota, Metazoa, Chordata, Actinopteri, Salmoniformes, Salmonidae. The transcript has 7 exons. The record is from RefSeq and is a predicted model, not a curated record. Gene Ontology annotation, biological process: cellular response to starvation; cellular response to amino acid stimulus; positive regulation of TOR signaling.
GGUGGUUCAAGAGCAGGGUUUUCGGCGAAAGGGAAACAUAGGGGACCCGAAGAUCUAAAGGAUAAGGGAGAAUAUUACAACACACUCUGGAUUUGCAAGUAACAUUGGCAUAAUUGAUGCAUUUAAACUGUAUUUUAAGUUUUAUCGGCGGUGUGGAAGGAUCUGUCGGUAAAACUGCAGGCAGGACUGCGUACAACUAUUAGGGUGAGGGGGGAUUGGGGAAGCGAGAGUUGUUGGGUCAAAAUGUCGAUUCAGUACGAAGUGGAACCGUUGGCAGACAGCUACGGGGUUGCGGACUCGUUCCCCAAAGAUUUUGGAUAUGGAGAAGAGGAGGCCGACAUCGAGGAUAGCCCAACUCCAUCUGACAGCAAACCUAGAAUUCUGUUAAUGGGUUUGCGAAGAAGUGGCAAGUCGUCAAUACAGAAGGUGGUAUUCCACAAAAUGUCUCCUAACGAGACGUUGUUCCUGGAGAGCACCAACAAGAUCUACAAGGACGACAUCUCCAGUAGCUCAUUUGUCAACUUCCAGAUCUGGGACUUCCCGGGUCAAGUGGACUUCUUUGACCCCACCUUUGACUACGAGAUGAUCUUCAGAGGCACGGGUGCUUUGAUAUUCGUCAUUGACGCACAGGAUGACUAUGUGGAGGCGUUGGGCAGACUCCACCUCACCGUGUCGCGGGCCUACAGGGUCAACCCUGAGAUUAACUUUGAGGUGUUCAUCCACAAAGUGGACGGCCUCUCCGACGACCACAAGAUCGAGACCCAGAGGGACAUCCACCAGAGAGCCAACGACGACCUGGCAGACGCCAGCUUAGAGAAGCUUCACCUCAGUUUCUAUUUGACAAGUAUCUAUGACCAUUCAAUAUUUGAGGCCUUCAGUAAAGUGGUUCAGAAGCUUAUCCCACAGCUGCCAACACUGGAAAACCUUCUAAACAUCUUUAUAUCCAACUCCGGCAUAGAGAAGGCCUUUCUGUUCGACGUGGUCAGUAAGAUCUACAUCGCCACAGACAGCAGUCCGGUGGACAUGCAGUCUUAUGAGCUGUGCUGUGACAUGAUCGACGUGGUUAUAGAUGUCUCCUGCAUCUAUGGUCUGAAGGAGGAUGGCAGUGGUAGUGCCUACGACAAGGAGUCCAUGGCCAUCAUCAAGCUGAACAACACCACAGUCCUCUACCUGAAAGAGGUCACCAAGUUCCUGGCGUUGGUCUGCAUCCUCCGAGAGGAGAGCUUUGAGCGCAAAGGCUUGAUAGACUACAACUUCCACUGUUUCCGGAAGGCCAUCCACGAGGUGUUUGAGGUGGGUGUUUCCACACCGUGGACGGGCUCCCAGGCGGCCGGCACGCCCUGCACCAAGGCUGUGACACUCAACGGCACGCCCCGGAGCACUGUCUAAACACAAAUGGACAGACGGAGAGAGGAUAGGAAAGGACAGAAAGAUAGAAAAGAAAGAUGGGGAGGGAUCGUGCGGAAAAGACUAAUGGAUUGGGGUUUUCAGUAAACCAAUCAUAACUCUCGCACCCAGAUCCUAAAAAUCACAGGAAGAGGACUAGAGCUAAAAAUUCAAAUGAAGGGUCAGGGCUGAACCCGAAGCUCAGAGGGUAAGGAGGACUGCGAGCUUACAAAGCUAGGAUGAAAGGGAAACUGAAUGCAGAGAUACUAGGAACAUUCGUACAUUUCGUGUGAAUGCAAGGCAUUGUUUUCCGCUGUUUGGCACUCUGCCACGAGUAAAAACGGCUAAAUGAAAGUCCAACAGGACUGGUAUACGUAAGCAAAAGCGUAUGUGUUAUUUGGGAACUUUCAGUGAGAGAGGCCUCACGUGCUUCAAGUCCCAGGAGACCUGAGGAAGCUUGGUAAUAUCGUUGUCUGUUUUAGCUGCUGGUUCAUCCAUGUGAAGAAGUACUUUUUAAAAAAUGUAAACGUUGCUGUAACCCUCGAUAAGGAGAAGAAACUGCAUAGGCUGUAACGGGGAUCAGUAUAGUUGUGUAACCCUGUGCAGACUUAUGGGUCGAAGUCUCUAAGAAAUGCUUGGUGUUUAUCCAAAACGCACAUGGUAACACUUUCUCAAGGCCUUAUUUAGAUAGAAAGCUUGCAGCAGGCAAGCUCAAUCACUACUCACCCGCCUGUAUGCUGCCCAAGACUUUGCUUCUGGUUUCAUUCAUUCUGAAGAAAACAGGGUUACUCAGAGUGCAAAAGGGAUUGUAGUGUCCACUUUUUCUGCUUCUGUUCUGCGUGUGUGUCUGAAAAAGAGGAUAGUUGGGGAUUAUGGAUUCAUGACUGCCCCAUGUUGAUUUGCCAGUGCAGGACCUAUGCUCAAAGUUGCUGUAGUGUCAUACUGUAUAAUGCUAUGCCAUGUUGGAAAAUUGAGCUAAAGAAUAAACCUGUUACCAGUGGUUUGAUCAGUGAUGCUUCUAGAUUCUAACUAGGAUUUGUUGCAGUUGGAUAUCUGGUUCAUUAGAAUCUUGCACAGAUGAAACAUUCUACCUUUUGUCUUCUGGAAAUAAUCCAUUGCAUUGGCUUAUUCUCUUGGUUUGGCUAUCAAAUGAUGCAUGCAGUACAAGCACAUUCUAGAUAUAUCUAUCUCCCUUAUGCAUAAAGUAGUCAGUUUGGCCAUAUUUUCUGACACUCCAUUGUAAUACUGCCCCGCAUGGAUGCUUGCCAUAGACCAAAUGCUACUAACAGCCAACCAACUAUACCAAUCUUCAACUAAUGUGUGCAACUCAUACAUUUAUGACAUCACAAGUUCUUUGAGCAUGACCCUUCUCUUUACUGAAGCAGGUGGAGUCCGAUGCCAUUAGGAAUGAGCUAAUCUGGUCCCAGAUCUGUUUGUGCGGUCUUGCCAAGGCGUGACAAUGAAUAAAAGAGUUGGCGAGACUGCACAAACAGAUCACGGACCAGCCUAACUAGGAAAGGUCUCUGAUGGGACCUAUACAUUCCGGUUGUGUGGCACCAAUUGACAUUAUAUCAUUUAAUGUUGGUUAUGAUCAUGAUAAACAGAAUGGUGGCAAUGAAACGCCGGUCACCACUUCAAACCCUGCCUUACGUGACUAGUUGUUUCAUUCACUCAUCCCCCAUCGCACAGGAGCGGCAGGUAGCCUAGUGGUUAGAGCGUUGGGCUAGUAACAGAAUGGUUGCAAGAUCGAAUCCCCGAGUUGACAAGGUAAAAAUCUGUCGUUCUGCCCCUGAACAAGGCAGUUAACCCACUGUUCCUAGGCCGUCAUUGAAAAUAAGAAUUUGUUCUUAACUGACAUGCCAAGUUAAAUAAAGGUACAAUUAAAAACAUAUUUGUUUUUAAAUCGCGCCGUCUGGCGCAUAUAGGACAGCAACAACGGCUUUCCACUUCUGGCACUUUGGAAGUCUUCUCCACUGUGCUUUAGCUUUGCUGAUGUUGAUCAGCAUUUCGGUGUCUAUUAGGUUUGUCUCAGAGCCUCAAGGAGUUGGGCAAUUGCUUGUUUGUCUGAGGAGGUUGGCGUUUAAUGCAUUAGGCCAACAGAUGUGGAGUAUUCUUCGCAGACAAGUUGCGUGUAAGGUGAAUUGUUUGUUCUGGUCAGUCACUUUCCAGCACUCUGUACCAUACAGCACAACACUGGUGGAUUUAGAAUUUGAUCUUUGUGCUGUUAUCUAUCAUCUUGACUUACAAAUCUGUUGGAACUUUAAGAAGGUUUCACUUUAGCUGAGGGUUCUGCUCAAGGACUUUUAUCACAGCAAUCCACACACAAAAAAACAAACACAGCAUGAAGCCAAUAUGAAAACCCAUUCCAAGCAUGUAUGCAAUAACGUGUCGUCAAGCUAAAUUAUUCUCAACAUAACAUUGCUCAUUGUAUUUCACUGUCGGUAAGGGAGACCAGGUCUAACCAUGAAAAUGAAUCCUGGGAAAAAAUGACCAAAUUGCAUUAUUCUGCCCUGAAUGCAAGAAAGGUUGUUUUUUUUGUUGCCUGUGUUUGGUUUGUUCAUUUGUUUUUGCAAAUAGACAUUUGGAACUAUAGUAAAUCCACUGUUGUCAGUUCUGCCAAAGGUUUUAUCAUUCACAUGAAAUAAACACUUGCACAUCAAAA